ACUGUGAUUUAAGAGCAGACGACUGGCUGUACCGGAGCAUGGGCAGGAGUGACUUCACCCUGCAAACAAAAUGCUGCUUGUAGCUUCAGCGUUGCUCCUGGCCCUGCUGCCUCCCUCCGGCGCCCGGCCCAGCCCCAGCCUGGUCCCUGCUGACUGUACCACAGUGGAAGCAGAGGCAGCGGUGGCCCUGGACCUGCUCAACAGGCACCGCAGGGACGGCUACGCUCUGGGGCUCUUCCGUGUCGCCGACGCACACAGACUGCUCCUCGGAAAUUCCUCAGUCCUCUACUUAACUUUGGAUGUGCUGGAAACGGAAUGCCCUGUGUUGUCCAGAAGACACUGGCAGUCCUGUGGAUACAGUGACACCUACUCCAUGGACUAUGGGCAGUGUAAGAUUGUCACAUAUACAAGGCAGCUGCUGAAGAGGCCUCAACUAUAUGGAUUUAAUUGUACAUUAAGUCCAGUUCCUCCUGAUCUAUUAGACUGCAAAGAUUGUCCUGAGAAAGUUGAAGCCUUAGAAGUCACCGAGCAACAUAAAGAUAUUGCUGCAAAGGCCCUGGAGAAAUUCAACAGGGAGAGUAACCACACAAACUACUUCAACGUGGACAAAGUUGAAAAGAUUUUAAAGCUGACUGCCUCCCAUGAAGGUUACAUUUUAGGAUUCUCUAUAAAAGAGACCAACUGCUCCAAACUGGCAGAAGCAGCAGAUGAGGUGGGGGAAUGUGAUUUUCUGGAUGACUGGCACGCUCACGUGGGAUUCUGCAAGGCGAGAAUGACCAGUGAUGUGGAGGGCCCUGAUGGGACAGCCAUAAGCUGUGAGAUCUACCAUCACUGCCAGCAUCACCGUGGGCAAAGAUGCAGACAUUCAACUCUGGGACACCCCCAUCUCCAUCAUCAUUCUGGUCACAGACACCAUCCCAGGCAUCAUCACAGGCAUGGAUGUCCACCCUCUUCUCAAUCCAGACCUGAAGACUCUGAGCAUAACCAUAGUUUCAACAAAGAACAUCAAGACAGCCAUGAAGGACCUGCUCCUCCUCCCCCCCACGAUGGACCACAUCACCACCUUCACCCGCCACACCAUUGUCCUCCACCUCCUCCUCAUGGUGGACCACAUCACCACCCUCCUCCUCCUCCUUCCCAUGAUGGUCCACAUCCUCCUCCCCAAGAGAAGCACCAACAUCCCCUUUCUGCUCUUCCUCCAGAUGAUGAACAACAUCAUCUUCCUCCUUCUCAAGAGAAAUUACAUGGUCUCCCUUCUCCUCCUCCUCCCCAAGAGAAGUUACAUGGUCUCCCUUCUCCUCCUCCUCCCCAAGACAGAUUAUAUGGUCUUCCUUCUCCUCCUCCUCCCCAAGAGCAAUUAUAUGGUCUCCCUUCUCCUCCUCCUCCCCAUGAUGAACCAUGCCAUCCUCCUCUUGGUCCCCAUCAUGGACCACACUGUCCUCCUCCUCCUCAUGGACCACAUCACCACCAUCCUCCUCAUCACCACAGACCACACUGUCCUCCCCCUCCUCACGGACCACAUCACCACCAUCCUCCCCAUCAUGGACCACACUGUCCUCCCCCUCCUCAUGGACCACAUCAUCACCAUCCUCCCCAUCAUGGACCACACUUUCCUCCCCCUCCUCAUGGACCACAUCAUCACCAUCCUCCUCAUCACCACAGACCACACUGUCCUCCUCCCCCUCCUCAUGGACCACACCACCACCAUCCUCCCCAUCAUGGAUCACACUUUCCUCCCCCUCCUCAUGGACCACAUCACCACCAUCCUCCUCCUCAUGAUGGACCAUAUCACCCUCCUCCUCCAGGCCACCCUCCUCAUGUCCAUCAUCACUAUCACAGACAUCACUACAACAAGACCCGUGUCUCAGGAAAGCACUUUCCGUUCCCAAUCACAGGAGCUGUCUAUCGCAUCCCAGUUCAAAACCAGCAGGAUUCUCUCACACCUCCCACUGCCAACUUUCCUGAGCUGUCCCAAAGCGGCCCUCACUCCUCCAGCCCUGCUGAAUAUAUUCCAUUUGCUGGCUUAACUCUAAAGGAGAUGCCAGAAGCUCUGGGUUUUCCAGAUCAACAGUCAAAGUCAUGCCCCGGAACCCCCAAACUUGUUCUUCCAAAACUUUUGCCUUUAUUUCCACGUAGCUCCAUGUCAGAAGAUUCUCCUCCAUGACCUCAGAAAAAGACGUUCCUAGUCUGAGAGUUACAGGGCCAAUGACAGUCGUACCAUGAAUGAAAACAGCACACAGAGAAGGGGGAAAAGCAUACAAUUUCUAGGGAGGAGAAGAACUGAAAAUAGUGUUUAAGACCAGUAUUCCUACCUGCCUCGUGCUCCCAGCUAUCUAUCUCUGACUCCACUGUCACUGAAAGCCUCAAAAUUCGGAGUCCCUCAGAUAAUGGGAAUGCGUAUCAAUCUCCCCAGCAAACAAUGCUCCUUUAGUUGUAACAAAAAGGAAAAUUCCAUAAUAGUGAAAACUAAUAGUGAAAACUACCAUCUAAAAUCUUUCAUUUUCUCAUCAUCUAUAAUUACAAUGUACUUCUCUGAGGAAAUCUGACCUGGAGAAAAUUUGGUCGCCUUCCAUAAAACAUGAUCCAUGGCACUACUUUCAUGCUUUGUAAAGAUUCAAAGAAAAUAAAAAUAUGACAGCUUUUGUUUUUUCUCUUGA
Calidris pugnax (ruff) is the source of this 2657-nucleotide messenger RNA. RefSeq names its product histidine-rich glycoprotein (gene HRG). The transcript is spliced from 7 exons. Gene Ontology annotation, molecular function: zinc ion binding; serine-type endopeptidase inhibitor activity; heparin binding. The record is from RefSeq and is a predicted model, not a curated record. Lineage: Eukaryota; Metazoa; Chordata; Aves; Charadriiformes; Scolopacidae. Gene Ontology annotation, biological process: negative regulation of fibrinolysis; negative regulation of endopeptidase activity; heme transport. The coding region runs from base 71 to 2164 and encodes 697 amino acids. Gene Ontology annotation, cellular component: endolysosome; blood microparticle; extracellular region.